UGACGGCAAAAGUGCUUCCGGGGUAGCAAAGGUCAGCCCGGCAACAUGGCGGCCCCCUUGGAGCUUAGUUGCUGGGGAGGUGGCUGGGGGCUCCCAUCGGUGCACAGCGAGUCUUUGGUGGUAAUGGCUUAUGCCAAGUUUUCUGGCGCACCCUUGAAAGUCAAUGUCAUAGAUAACACCUGGAGAGGUUCAAGAGGAGAUGUGCCAAUUUUGACAACUGAAGACAGUAUUGUUUCUCAGCCGGCAAAAAUAUUAAACUUUUUAAGAAAACAGAAAUACAACGCUGAUUAUGAACUCUCAGCAAAACAAGGGGCUGAUACACUAGCUUACAUUGCUCUCCUCGAAGAAAGGCUUCUUCCUGCAGCGCUUCACACAUUCUGGGUUGAGAGUGACAAUUACUUUACUGUGACAAAACCAUGGUUUGCUUCACAAAUACCUUUUCCCCUGAGUUUGAUCCUGCCUGGAAGAAUGUCUAAAGGAGCACUGAAUAGGAUUCUACUGACCAGAGGGGAGCCUCCCCUCUACCACCUUCAAGAAGUGGAAGCACAGAUAUACAGAGAUGCCAAGGAGUGCCUAAAUCUUCUGUCAAAGAGAUUGGGAACAUCCCAGUUUUUCUUUGGAGAUACGCCUUCUACCUUGGAUGCUUAUGUGUUUGGAUUUCUUGCACCUCUUUACAAAGUACGCUUUCCUAAAGUGCAGUUGCAAGAACAUUUGAAACAGCUUUCCAACCUGUGUCGCUUUUGUGAUGACAUCCUAAGCAGUUAUUUUAGGCUUAGCCUCGCAGGCAUCUCUCCUGCUGGACAAGAUACGGUAGACGCAAAUCUGCAGAAACUCACACAGCUUGUAAAUAAGGAAUCCAACUUGAUUGAAAAGAUGGAUGACAAUCUUCGCCGAAGUCCUCAGCUUCCUCCUCGGAAACUGCCAACACUCAAAUUGACUCCAGCGGAGGAAGAAAGUAAUUCCUUACAACGGGUAUCACCCUGACAGUCAUCAUACUUCGUGCCCAAGCUUUUGCCUUCAAGUCAUAUGAUUGUCACAGUGAUCUCUCAGACUGAGUGUGUUAAGGCAAAAGGAAAAUGCUGUUCAUAGGUAUAAGGAGGACUCUAAAACAACAGGAGUUUUCUGUGCCAUCUGUUUUUUUUUACUAGGAAGCUUGUACUUGUACUUGGCAAUGCAUUUUAAAUAACAUCAAAGUGAACACUUUGGGGGAAAAUACAUUGUACUGUAUGUGUAUAUAUGUAUAUAUGUAUGUGUUAAGGGCGGGGGAGAAAAACCUGCCUUAAUCUUGGCAGAUUUUUACCUUUGGUUCACACAUCACUGACCAAAACCUGCUGUUCUUUUCUGAAUGUGCAGUCUUAUUUAUUCAAGUUAAUUUAUUCAAUUUAUUAAUUUUGUUUUCCUAGAUGAGUCUGAGUAAUAUGUGGCUAUUUGGCUGAGAUUUUUUUCUUUUGUUAGAAAUCUGAUGCUUACUUUAGGAACUAGUAAAAUAUUCAUCACUUCAAUAGAAAAGCCUGUUCUUAACUUGAAAAAACGGCAAUGAGGAAUGUGCUUUUUAAUAAUGCUCUUGUAAAUCUAACCUUUUUGGGGUUUAGUACCACAUAUAUAAAUAUUAAUGGUGGUUAUGUAUAAUAUUUAUCUGACUAUAUGCACUUCAAUUUAAUGUUAAUAUUUGCUUACGUGUCCAAUAUAGGUUAGCAGUGGCUUUUAGUUUAUUGGGCAAAGGUGCCAGCUUUAGACCUAUGUAUUUGUACUACAUAUUUAAGUCUCGUUAUCUCUUUCUUGGAUUGAUUCCAGGAGAACUGAAUGUGUUGGUUGUCAUUGUUAUGCCAGGCUAUAAAGUCUUAAUGAAACCUGCCCACAGCCACUAUUCAGAAGGAACCCGCAGCCAGAGCAACAGAAGUACAUACUGUGCACUGGAUCCUAGUUCACCACCAUCUUGGCUCAGAUCAGUAUUCUUUUUAUAAGAAGCAGAGGGACAUUAACCUGUAAGCAAGGUACACAUGAGCUUAAUUAUGCUUGCUUACUAAUCUGUAGUACACAAUUUCACAUGGGUUUCACCACGUUGAAACCCACGUGAAAUUGUACACUACAGAUUAGUAAGUAAACACAAUUAAGCCUGUGGGUACCUUGCUUAUUUGGUUAUCUGUCCCUGAUAAGAAGCAUUAUCAGGUAGUCAAAAGUUUUAUGACAACCAAUCAUUUUCCAUAUAUUUUAACUACAGUUCAGGGGUUCAAAGGAAUAAUUUAAACAGUGUAGACUUUUAAGAGUAUUUUCUAUUUAUUGGUUGCUGAAAUGUUAAAGGAUUUGCUGUGUUGGUAAUUUUACUUAUAAUAGAAACUUGCUUAGUGGCUGAGGUGCUUCUGUUGUCCCAAAACCACUUCUGGGUUUUUAAAUAGGGCCAUGUUUUCGAUUAGUGUCUUAAAAGAUUACUAUGGUGCUUAGCAAAUCUUAUCAAGUCCUGCAGAAAUUCACAUGUUGAGAAAACAAGCUUUGUAGUUAAGAGACUCAUCUCAUUUGAGCUGAGUGGAGCUCAGCUGUGUUUGACCCUCACCCUCCCAAUUUAUUCUGAACUUAGGUAGCUAUUUACGCAGAAGUUUUUAGGUCAUUGUAGAUAUUUUUUCUUGAAAGUUUUGAGUAAAUGAGCACUGAGGUAGUCUUAAAUCUUGUUCAUCUGUGUGGAUGCUUUUGGAGAAAGUACCUAAUGAGUUUCACAUUAUUUCUAUAACAAGCUAAGUGUGUGUGUGUGUUUUGUGUUAAUCUUUAAAGUCAGGUUAUUAAAGAGUCUAACAGUCUGAAAUCUGGAUGAAUAUUUUAUACUGACAGUCAUGACCGUGGGACUUUACUGUCCUCUAGGUUGAUGUAUAUGGGAGAAGGGUGGGUAGUACCUUAAUCAGACAUCUGUUUAUGCUUUAGUCAGGGUUAGUCAUUUUCAAUUAUAUUAAACCUUCCAGAAAGCAUUUGAAAUGGCUUAAAAUUUUUAAACACAUGAAAAUAGGACAAUUAAAGUUAAUUUUUGGGGAAAAAAAAAUUAGGAGAAAGAGAUAUACCAAUAAAAUUGAAUGAUAAAUUUAACUCCAGAGUUCUCCAUGGGCAGGGUCAAAAGAUAAUACUGGCUUAUGUAAGUUUUUUCUUUCAAUAAAACUACUGAUGUCCAUGAGUAAGAAAAAUGUGUUUACAUUUUUACAAGAUGUGGAAGAUUAUGUUCUUAAAAUGCACAGAUGUGAUCCCAAGAACUAUAAUGUUUAAUGCCUUGAAAAUUUUUAUCAAAAGAGGUCAUUUUAGAAUAAUUCUCUGUUCUUUUUAGACAACUAAAAAAAGAGGACAACUAGAUUUAUUUGAUUUUUUGGUUAUUGCUGCUUUGAAUUGCCAGUUGGAAUUGACUGAACGGCAGCAGGUUUGUUUGUUUUUGGUUUUAGCAUUACGAUAUAUGGUAGUCCAUGAUGCUUCCAAACCCCCUUUCCUAAGUUGCAAAGUGUGAUUUUGAUGACGGAGAAUUUGUAUGUUGGGUAUUUAGGUGAGCUUUUCUGAUAAAGCAAAUGAGAUGUUAGGAAGCUAUACCCAGUGCUGUCAUAGUGACCCCAUAGGACGAGUAGAACUGCCCCACAGAGUUUCCAAGGCUGUUAAUCUUUAUGGAAGCAGACUGCUACAUUUUUCUCCUGCAGAACAACUGGUAGCUUUGAACCUCUGACCUCUCAGUUAGCAGCUGAGUGCUUAACCACUGCACCACCAGGGCUCCCUAGAAAACUAUAGUGAGCACAAAACAUUUCAGGGACCAGCCACACAUAAUAGGAAGCUAUUGGAAAGGAACAGAUUUUCAGAGUGGGCUGAGGGCUUGUGAUCAUCUACGAAGAUAAGUUUGCUGGGGUAACUGGCCUACAGUCUGAAACAAGAUAGUGUAAGCUGCUUUCUUUUGAAGGUGAUAAUAGAGGAUAAGAUAAAAGGGAAUAUGUGUUUAUAUUUGUUGGUAGUAUAGGAUUAGGAGAAUUGGUCAGAUAUUUCUCAUAGGAUGCCGAUCUUUCAUCUACAGCUAUCCUUAAUUAUGACCAUUCAAAUAAAAAAAACUAAAGAACAUUGAGGGUGAUCAUUCCUCAAACCUUUUUUCUCCUACAGUAGGUUGGAGAAAUGAGUCACAUUUCAACUUAGAUGUAUUGUUAUUCUUUUGGGGGUAUCUGAGGGUUGGUAUUUUACAUUAAAUCCAAAAGCAAGCUUGUUGAUUUCCGUUUAUAAUUUCUAUUUAGCAUUGCUGGAUAUAUUAACAAGGAGCCCUGGUGGCACAGUGGUUAAGUGCUCAGCUACUAACCAAAAUGUUGAUGCUUCGAACCCACCAGCUGCCCUGUAGGAUAAAGAUGUGACAGUCUGCUUCCAUAAAGAUUUACAGCCUUGGAGAUCCUAUGGGGCAGUUCUACUCUGUCCUGUAAGAUUGCUAUAAGUUGGAAUUGACUUGAUGGCCCACAGCAUAUAUAGUAGCUUAUUUCAUUCAGAGUUGAGUUACGAUUUUCAGAAGCCUGCAAAAGUGGUAAAAACUAAACAUCAAAAAAGAGGCAGAAAUUGGUAACAGUAAUGGCAUCUCAGAAAACCAAUUUGUUUAGGUAGCUUCCUAUGAUGAUAGUGGUAUUUGAAUUUAGUGGUAUUUCCUUUAGAGCCGCCUCCAACCUCAGCUAUUAAAUUUUUGACAGUGUUUCAUAAACUCAAAUAUUUUAACCCUUUAAAACCAAAAGAUAAAUGCUUAAAUGUAUAGCCAGGAAGUUGAGUGGGUACAUGGGAUCUCUUUGCACUAUUUUUGCAACUUCCUGUGAGUCUGUAAUUAUUUUAAAAUAAAUUCCUUUUUAAAAAGUAAAUUCAAUAAAAUCGGCUUGUAAUUAUCUACAUAAAUUAUGAUUUAAAAUUUAACAUUCCAAGCACAGUUUUUGAAAUAUAAAAUAAAUAUAAUUUCAUUCUUGAAUUUAAAGGCGGGGGGAACCCUCAGGUUUAUCACAAAUGCUUAUCUCAAGAUCUUUGCCUUAUCAAAAAAGAAAAACAGCUUAAAACGAAGAACUCUUUCCCUACAGGAUAUCGAACAUUGUAAGGUUUUACGUUUCGGAUUGUAUUUCUUUUUUCCCAGUUGUACGUGUGUUUAUUUUUGAGGAUGAAAUACUUUUGAAACAGUUUUCUCUGCAUGUGAUAAUCCUCUGCCUUGUGCUUGUUUUCUGUCUAGAUGUACAGUGUGGUGAGAUGUUCACUGGGAACAGGCUUUAAUGAAGAAGGUGGACAUGUCUGUGGGCUUUUUGAUUUAAGCUCAGAGGGAUUUAAUAAUGGAUUUUGUCAUAGUAUGCUUAUAUUAAUUAUUGAAAUCUUGAGCAGGGCCUUAACUGUGAGAACGUAUGUGUAUACUUCCGCAGGUAACCUUUCUUUGCUGGUGCGCACCAAGAAGGAUGAGGAACACUUAACAACAGUAUAAUUUAGGCCACGAUGGUAAUCUUUUGUAUGUGUUCUUGGCAUUAAGAAUUAAUUUUUGCCUUUUUUCUUGUUCAGCUCUGUGUAAUUUACUUUUUUUUUCAAUGCUUUUAUGUUUCUUAAACAGGCUAUUAAGAAAUUUGUUGUUACAUGAAACCAAAGGUCAAUAAUCCGUUAUUCUCAAAGGUUUACUUGAAGUUUCAUUAGAUUUUCAAAAUGCUGAUUUUCACAGAGAUGUAAGGAUGGAGUUUUUUAUGUUUUGUUUUAAGGCUUUGCAAAAUAAUUUAACCCAAAACUCCUGUCAGGAUAAAGUGUUUGCCUAGGGCCCAGGCUGUCUGCCCCGGACUGAACGCUAUUGUGAUGGAGGUGAAGUAUUCCAGCAGUUACAAAGGGCACAGAAAUUAUUUGUUCUAGUUGUGUAUGCCCUAGAUUACUCAUGAGAAUUAACAUUCCUGAACAAUGACAUAAGAAAACCGAAAGGGUAUCUUAGAGUUGGAGGUUUGUGAGGAGAGAGAGGACUGUUGUAAUGCAAGAGACUUCAAAGCAAAAGAAACCACUUUUCAAAAAAAAAAAAAAAAAGGGAAGGGAGAAAAACAAGUCUUCUU
Messenger RNA from Loxodonta africana (African savanna elephant), 6038 nucleotides. It is a transcript of the gene MTX3, whose product is annotated as metaxin 3. NCBI's taxonomy places the organism in Eukaryota, Metazoa, Chordata, Mammalia, Proboscidea, Elephantidae. The transcript is spliced from 9 exons. The record is from RefSeq and is a predicted model, not a curated record. The coding region runs from base 46 to 984 and encodes 312 amino acids. Gene Ontology annotation, biological process: mitochondrion organization. Gene Ontology annotation, cellular component: SAM complex; cytoplasm.